AUGUAUCCCUCAGGAGCCAGUGCCCAGACCAGGUGUUUGGAUGAGAAGGCGGCGGCGCAGGCAGGGCCGAUGUUGGUCGGCGCCUUCGUGAAGCAGUGUGCCGCGGACGGGAGCUACGAGACGACGCAGUGCCACGGCUCCACCGGGUACUGCUACUGCGCCCGGCCGGACACGGGGGACGUGUUUCAGGAGACGGCGUACCGGGCCUGGCAGGGUUCGCAGCACGACUGUGGCUCGUACUGGACGGCCCAGGGGCUACUUCUGACCGAUGACGGACCAACAGUUGCCCUUAGCCCGGAGAGGUUCAACUUCGAUGUCGUCCAGCCUCGGCCGACUAACAUACCGUCUCCGGCCGCUGGGAGUCUGGACGACAUCCUGAACUGUGCAGAGGAGAUCACCAACUGCACGGCGCCCGCCCUGCAGACCAUCACCCGCAUCUUCGCCCCGGGAGCGCCCCAGCCGGGCGAGGCCGAGCUCAGGCAGCUCUGCCAGCUGUACCCGGAGAUGGACAAGUGUGUGAAGGACGCGUCCCGGACUGUGGAGUGCAUGGCCACGGGGCAGGACCAGUACGAGCAGUACAAGUCGCAGGCCUCGUCCGAGCCGCCAGAGGUGUGCGAGGAGUACACCAGCGUGGCCGCUAGGUGUCGCCUCUGCGUGGACGUGCUGUUCGGCGCUCUGCUGACCGCCCUGCUGGUCGGCUGGAGGGGUUGAGCGGACCGGAGGAGCUAGCCUCUACCAGGCUGCGGGAGGCGGCUGGAAAGAAUA
Molecule: messenger RNA, 765 nt
Organism: Branchiostoma belcheri (Belcher's lancelet)
Lineage: Eukaryota; Metazoa; Chordata; Leptocardii; Amphioxiformes; Branchiostomatidae
Exons: 5
Coding region: 1-711 (236 amino acids)
Biological process (GO): cell-matrix adhesion
Cellular component (GO): basement membrane
Source: RefSeq, a predicted model, not a curated record